AUGGAUGGUGUUAUUAGUACACAUUUGUAUAAAGCGAAGGAAACUAUGGAAUUAUUUUAUGUCCAUAAUUUAAACACAACUUCAAUUACAAAAUUUGAACAAUUACCAAACGAGCUGUUACUAAUGUGUUUUCAUUAUUUUGAUUUCUUUCAUUUAUAUGAAAUAUUUUUCUAUUUAAAUCAACGUUUUAAUCAACUAAUUCAAUAUGAAACAAAAAUUCACAUUGAUUUAUCUUUAAUUCCAUCUAGAAAAUUUUUAACAUUUUGUUUUCAAUUAAAUCAAUUAAUAACAACUAGUGAAAACUAUCCUUUAUCGAUUGUAGUUCAUGAUAAAUACAGAAUUAAUUUAAUAUUAGAAGAUGAUUUAUUUAAAGAUAAAUUUUCUAAAUUAAAAUCAUUAUCAUUAUCAAAUAUCAACGUUGAAAUUGUAUAUUCUAUAAUAUUUGAUAAAACAGCAAAAUUGUAUGAAAGCUUAGAACAAUUAAGCUUACUGGAUGGAAUCGGUGCAAAACAUAGUGGAGUCUUUGACAGAGAAAAUUUAUGUUGCAAAUUGAUAUCAUCCAAAAUGAAAUCAUUAAAAUAUUUGAAUUUAAAUUUUAAACCACAUUGCUGUGCAUCUGAAUGUGAUAUCUCUGAUAGGUAUCAUACAACAACAACAACAAUAGCCUUUGAUACAAUGACAGAAAAUUUAUUACCGUAUCUACCAGAAUUAAGAAACUUAAUAAUAAAUUCAAUUGAUUUUGAACUUUACGAUUAUCGCCAACAAUACAGAGUGCCUUGUCGUGAAGAAAUAUCACUUCGUUCGUAUCGAGAACAUUGGACGAAUCACGAAGAAAUGGGAUCACCUGUUGUCGAAGGAUAG
Molecule: messenger RNA, 861 nt
Organism: Rotaria sp. Silwood1
Lineage: Eukaryota; Metazoa; Rotifera; Eurotatoria; Philodinida; Philodinidae
Source: the annotation of a GenBank genome assembly